Messenger RNA from Balaenoptera ricei (Rice's whale), 1376 nucleotides. It is a transcript of the gene C17H8orf34, whose product is annotated as chromosome 17 C8orf34 homolog. The record is from RefSeq and is a predicted model, not a curated record. NCBI's taxonomy places the organism in Eukaryota, Metazoa, Chordata, Mammalia, Artiodactyla, Balaenopteridae.
AUGAGAGCUCCCCUCGCCUCCGAGUUGUCUGAGUUGGCGGCGCCGCGCCCCGGCUUCCGGCUCUCGGCGCCCCACGCGCUCGCGGCUCCAGCGGCUGCAGCCCACGCCCGCACCGGGAGCCGAGCUCGCCGCGCCGCGCCGCGCCGCGCCGGGGAGCCCAGGCUCCCGAGCUCCUGUCCCGGCCCCGGUCCAGGGGAAAGCAGGGUGUCCCCGGGCAGAGGCGCACGGCCGCGCGGUCUCCCGCACUCUCCGCGGCCCAUCGGUCUCUCCAUGGCCUCUCAUCAGCAAUCCCGGAUCCAGGCUUACCUGGAGAAGAACAAGAUCGGUCCCCUGUUUGAGGAAUUAAUGACCAAGUUAAUUACUGAGACACCUGACCAGCCAAUCCCAUUUCUCAUUGACCAUCUUCAGUCUAAACAAGGAAACCGUGGACACCUUCAAAGAACUUUAUCUGGAUCUGCAGCUCUCUGGGCAGAAAGUGAAACAUUAGAACAUAAAGGAACAAGAAGGGAAUUCAGAAACUAUGAUAAACCCUGGCAGUUAAAUGCAAAGAAGCCUAAAAAGUCAAAAAGCGACCUUGCUGUGUCUAAUAUUUCUCCACCAUCACCAGAAUCAAAAUCAUUGCCAAGGUCAGUAGAUCAUCCUAAGUGGAAUUGGAGGACUAAACCAGAAAGCCGUGAUUUUGAUGAAUUGAACCACAUCCUUCAAGAGAGCAAGAAACUGGGAAAAGCCCUUGAGAAUCUCUCUCGAAGUAUUGCAAUUUCAGAUGAACUCGAUAAGGAAAUAGUGGCGUUUAACUCUUCGCUUCUGAGACCCCGCGUAAUUGGAGAGUGGAUUGGCCGAGAAGAGAAUGAUGCUGAUCCGCUGGCCGCUGAGAUGCUACAGCCCCCAGUGCCAAGAAGUAAAAAUGAACAAUGGGACAAGGAAGAUAACAGCUCUAGCCCCGCAGGGAGCUUAAAGGUGGAGCCCAAGACUAAAGGAUUAAAACAGCAGCAACAGCAGCAUAAGAAACUUCUGGCAGCAAUGCUCUCUCAAGAUUCGUUUGAGUCUGUCCAUAGCCCCACCCCAUCGGUAACAGAAGAAGAUAUUGAUGAUGAAGAUGAUGCAAUGGAAUUGCUGGGUAAUUUUAAAAAUUAAUAAUUUCUCUUUUUCUUCUCUGGCAUUGUAAAAGUGCGUAGUGGUUAAGAGAUUUUUAAAGUCUUGAGUGGUUUUGUCUUAGGGGAAAGAAACCAUUUAGCACACAUUUGCAUUAGACUUUCAUGGAGUUGCAUGCAAGAGUUAAGUUGAAAUCACCUGAGCUUGUGAAGUAUUUAUUAGACUGUAUUUUGUGCUUUGUAUAUGCAGCACUUACCUUCUGACUACUUAAUCAAGAUUUAUUC